CGCUUCACCUGCGCGCCAUGUGUUCGAACAAAUGCCGCUUCCACCUCCUCCUCACGCUGCUCUGCCGGCGCCGCGGCCGCCACUUCUCCACGGCGCCGUCCUCUAGCUUCCCGCGGAAGCAACCGGCAGAGACACAGCGUUGGGGGCGGCGGCACCCUCCCGCGCAGGACGUCGGGGACGCGGCGAGAGCCCAUGAGGCGACCGUCAAGCGGCUCGCGGCUGCGGGCGACGUGGACGGCGUGCAGUACGCGCUGCAGGAGAUGCAGCUGCGCGGGGUGGCGUGCCCCGAGGGCGCCAUCGUCGCAGCCAUCGGCGCCUUCGCCCGCGCUGGCGCGCCCGACCGCGCGCUCAAGACGUUCUACCGCGCCCGCGACCUCGGCUGCUCCGCGCCCACAGCGCGGCUGUACAACCACCUGAUCGACGCGCUUCUCCGGGAGAACAUGGUCGGGGCCGUCGUGCCGGUCUACGAGAACAUGAGGAAGGACGGAGUCGAGCCCAACGUGUUCACCUAUAACCUGCUGGUCAGGGCGCUGUGCCAGAACGACCGGGUCGCUGCCGCGCGCAAGAUGCUCGACGAAAUGACCAGGAAGGGGUGCCCUCCGGACGAGGUGACCCACGGAACCAUCAUUUCCGCGCUGUGCAAGCUUGGCAGGGUGGACGAGGCUAGAGAGGUUCUGGCUGCAGCGCCGCCCGUGUGCGCCUCUUACAAUGCUGUCGUUCUAGCUCUCUGCAGAGAAUUCAGGAUGCAGAACGUGUUCUUAGUUGUCAAUGAAAUGGUGCAGAGGGGAUUAUGGCCUAAUGUGAUCACAUACACAACUAUAGUCGACACAUUCUGCAAGGCCCGGGAGCUGAGGAUGGCAUGCGCCAUUCUGGCUAGGAUGGUGAUCACCGGAUGCACUCCAAAUGUUACAACAUUCACUGCGUUGGUGAAAGGGAUGUUUGAGGAUGGAAGGGUACAUGACGCGCUUAGCAUGUGGAAAUGGAUGGUGGCUGAAGGAUGGGCACCAUCAAUAGUCUCUUACAAUGUUCUCAUCCGUGGCCUUUGCAGCAUUGGUGAUCUGAAUGGAGCAUUGUCUGUUGUCAACGGCAUGGAGCAACAUGGCUCCGUUCCUAAUGUGAGGACCUACUCCACUCUUAUUGACGGAUUCUCCAAAGCUGGGGACCUAGACGGUGCCAUGUCAAUAUGGAGUGACAUGAUAAGAGCUGGUUGCAGGCCAAAUGUUGUUGUUUACACGAACAUGGUGGAUGUGUUUUGCAAGAAGCUUAUGUUUGAUCAAACGGAGAAUCUCAUUGAUAACAUGCUGUUGGAAAAUUGUCCUCCUAACACAGUGACAUUUAACACGUUGAUAAGAAGUCUAUGCGACUGCGGAAGAGUUGGGAGAGCCCUGGGUGUGUUCCAUGAGAUGAGGAGACAUGGAUGCACGCCAAAUGGCAGGACCUACAAUGUGUUGCUCCAUGGUCUUUUUAGGGAUGGAAACCGUGAAGACGCUCUUCAAAUGGUAAUCGAGAUGCAAAACCAUGGCAUUGAGUUGAGUUUAGUAACAUACAGCACUAUAGUAAGUGGUCUAUGUCAGAUGAAAAUGAGCAGAGAAGCUAUGCUGUUUCUCGGGAGGAUGGUGAUUCAAGGAAUUCAACCAGAUGCAUUCGCUCUCAAUGCGAUAAUUCAUGCUUAUUGUAAGGAAGGGAAAGUCAGGAUGGCUGCUUGGAUGUUAGGUGGAAUGAACGCAGUGAACUGCCCACGCAACAUAGUUGCAUACACUAUUCUAAUGACAGAGCUUUGCAAUCAGCACAGGCUGGAAGAUGCCAUGGUGUACCUAUUAAAGAUGUUAUAUGAAGGUAUAUGUCCAAAUACAGCAACAUGGAACGUGUUAGUCCGUGGAGCUUUUAGAAACCUGGGCUACAUUGGACCAAUUGAUUUGAUCGAUCAUAUUACCGCAAACUUACCAGCAUGAGCCUGAGGUUCGCUGUUGCCAUUUCUUUGGAUUGUCAAUGAAGGCAAAGCUGACAAUCAGCAAUCUUUCUCUGAUUGUCACCAGUGAGUAAAAUACAUCUCAUGAUAUAAAUAUUCUGACGAGUAACGACCAUGAUCAGAUGAAUUAAUUUUUUUGAGUGCUCAUUAUUGUAUAAUUCCGGUCAUGGAUAGUUAAUAUUUUGCAUUUCAAAUCUUUUCUGCUCAAGUCAUUAGGAUUUCAUCUUACUAGUUAACUUUGCAUGUAAAACUUGUAUAACAUAUUUUUCCUCCUAGUUU
This is a messenger RNA of Phragmites australis (common reed), 2248 nucleotides long. Its product is annotated as pentatricopeptide repeat-containing protein At3g48810-like. Bases 18 to 1952 code for a protein of 644 amino acids. The record is from RefSeq and is a predicted model, not a curated record. Lineage: Eukaryota; Viridiplantae; Streptophyta; Magnoliopsida; Poales; Poaceae. Gene Ontology annotation, molecular function: protein binding. The transcript has a single exon.